AUGGGUCUAGGAAAUUACUUCAAGGCCAAGAAGCCAGAGCCGGUUGGGGAUGUAUCAGAGAAGCCAACAUCGGCUUCACCGCAGCCAAGUUACAAUAUGGAACUCCAGCCACCGCAGUCAAGGUUUGGGUCGUCGGCAAACUCAGUAUCCAACGGAUCCAUACAGAGCUCGACGUUCUUGGACGACAUUAAGCACGAGGUAAUGGUCAAUUACCUCUACCAACAACAAUGUGCCCAUCUCUGGGUCAGUGACGGAAGCGGAGAGAUUGAGGGUGUUCUCCUCAGGAAGUCGAGAAACCAGUACAUGGCUUGCCCGCCACAAUUAGGCAGUUCCCCCUUCGCCGCGGCAUGUGCAGCACUUAAUGUUCAGUGUGCGAUGACCGUCAACUCGAGAGUUAUUAAAACCUUCCUCCAAUGGUCACCUGAUGCCGUCGACGUCCCCUUACUUAAUGGUCUUCGCAUUCAGAUUCUACCAACAAUUGAUGAUCUCCCACGUGCGCGUAAACAUCAGUUUGCUGCUUUCGUUGCGUCGGAAGCACUUCUCGUCGUAUGGGACGAUGAGGCCCUGCACUUGGUACAGCGUGCAAAGGCAAUUGAGUCGGAGCUCAUGGAAUUGGUCUGGAAGACUGGUGAUGCUGAUGACGAGGAGAAGAAGGACGGCCAAAAUGUUGGCGUCUACGAGGUUGACGAGGAGACCGGAGAGUACAUUCCAGAGAAGCGUGGCCUGCACCUGCAAAACACCGUUCUGGUGGCCUUGACACUUAUUCUCAUCAUGGUAUCGCUCGGAGCUGGUGCGCGACAAUUGGCCAUUGAGGUCGCUGUCGACGGCAGUUAUACCCGCCUUGCCCUUCUCCUCCUGACUCCCGUCCAGAUUUUCUUCACUCUCUUCUUCGCCCAGGUCAUUAUCGGAUGCUUGGCUCAACUCUUUGGCCCUGUCAAGCAAUUGACCAUAAACUCCAAGUUCUACUCCGCAAAGGCACCACCUCGCAUCCUUGGUGGUUCCCUUCCACACAUCACCAUUCAAUGCCCUGUCUACAAGGAAGGUUUGAGCUCUGUCAUCGCACCAACCGUCAAAUCCAUCAAGCAAGCCAUCUCCACAUACGAGUUGCAGGGUGGUUCCGCCAACAUGUUCGUCAACGAUGAUGGUCUCCAAAUUAUUGACGAGGAGGAGCGUCGCGCAAGAAUCGAGUUCUACGCUGAUCACAGUAUUGGAUGGGUCGCAAGACCAAAGCACGGUGACAACUUCGUCAGAAAGGGAAAGUUCAAGAAGGCUUCCAACAUGAACUUCGCUCUCCACAUCUCCUGCAUGGUUGAAGAGAAACUUUGCUUAAUUCAACGACCUGUCGACUGGACUCAAGCCGAUGAAGCUCAAGCCUAUGAAAGAUGCCUGAAGGAAGCUCUCGAGGACAACGGACGUGCUUGGGCCGAUGGAAACAUCCGUGUCGGAGAUUACAUCUUGCUCAUUGAUUCCGACACUCGUGUGCCAGCUGAUUGUCUUUUGGAUGCAUGCUCCGAGAUGGAGCAAUCCCCUGAGGUCGGAAUCAUGCAAUUCUCCUCCGGUGUCAUGCAAGUCGUCCACACUUAUUUCGAAAACGGUAUCACUUUCUUCACCAACCUUAUCUACACUGCCAUUCGAUACACCGUCUCCAACGGUGAUGUUGCUCCUUUCGUCGGACACAACGCCAUUCUUCGCUGGUCCGCCAUUCAACAGGUCUCCUACGAGGAUGAGGAUGGAUACGAGAAGUUCUGGUCCGAAUCCCACGUGUCCGAAGAUUUCGAUAUGUCUCUCCGUCUUCAGGUCAAUGGUUACACUAUCCGUCUCGCGGCCUGGGCAGGUGACGGAUUCAAGGAGGGUGUGUCUCUUACCGUCUAUGAUGAACUUGCUCGAUGGGAAAAAUACGCCUACGGAUGUAACGAACUUCUCUUCCACCCUCUCCGAAAGUGGAUCUACCGGGGACCAUUCACUCCUCUCUUCCGAAGCUUCUUGUUCUCCAACAUCCGUUUCACAUCCAAGAUCACCAUCGUGUCCUACAUCGGAACUUACUACGCUAUCGGAGCCGCCUGGAUCAUGACUACCGCCAACUACUUUGCCGUCGGAUGGUUCAAUGGUUACCUGGACAAGUACUACGUUGAUUCCUGGAAGGUCUGGUUCUCUAUCAUUAUCGUCUUCAAUGGUCUCGGAAAUAUUGCCCUCGCUAUCAUGCGAUACAGAAUUGGUGAACGAUCCCUCCUUUACGCAAUCUUCGAGAAUUUCAAAUGGACUCUCAUGCUCGCCAUCUUCCUCGGUGGUUUGUCGCUCCACGUAUCUCAAGCCCUUCUCUCUCACAUGUUUGAGAUCGAUAUGACUUGGGGAGCAACCUCCAAGGAAGCUGAGUUCUCCAACUUCUUCAUCGAAGUUCCAAAGGUGUUGAAGAAGUUCAAAUUUUCCAUGAUCUUCUCCAUCGUUGGCAUUGUUGGUAUCAUCAUUCUUGCCACCGCCGACUUUGUCCCAUACGAUUGGCGCAUCAAGGAUUUCGUCGCUAUUCUUCCUAUGGCCACUGUCACCGCAAGUCACUUGCUCUUGCCGCUCGCCUUGAACCCCGCCCUCAUGACCUUCUCUUGGUAA
Messenger RNA from Glarea lozoyensis ATCC 20868, 2604 nucleotides. RefSeq names its product Nucleotide-diphospho-sugar transferase. The record is from RefSeq and is a predicted model, not a curated record. Lineage: Eukaryota; Fungi; Ascomycota; Leotiomycetes; Helotiales; Helotiaceae. Bases 1 to 2604 code for a protein of 867 amino acids. The transcript has 3 exons.